GUAUAGGUGCUUCCCAUCUCCAGCUCAAGCUUAUCAGUUAUUACUUCACUUGAGUUCUUACUUCUCAGAUUGGGAGACAAAAGGAGAAAACAUUGAAGAAGAUGGGGUUGGCGGUUCCUGCUCUUCCAUUUACCUUUGUGGCUCACCUUCUAGCAGUGGCUGCUAUUGUCAUGGUCUUGCUUUGGAACAUACACUUCAGGGGUGGCUUAGCUUGGGAAGCUACCAACAAAAAUCUCAUAUUCAAUAUCCAUCCUGUUCUUAUGCUAAUUGGAUUAAUAAUCAUGGGAGGUGAAGCUAUCAUAACUUACAAAGCUCUACCCCUGAAGAAGGAAAUUAAGAAGUUGAUACAUCUUAUUCUCCAUGCAAUUGCACUAGUACUUGGAAUAGUUGGAAUUUGUGCUGCCUUCAAGAAUCAUAAUGAAAGUGGCAUCGCCAAUAUGUACAGCUUGCAUUCAUGGCUUGGCAUUGGAGUUAUUUCCCUUUAUGGGAUUCAGUGGAUAUUUGGGUUUGUGAUGUUUUUCUACCCUGGAGGGAGUGAAACACUAAGAAGCCAAUCAAUCCCAUGGCACGUGUUGUUUGGGCUGAUAGUGUAUGUGUUGGCACUUGGGACAGCUUCUCUUGGGUUCUUAGAGAAGCUCACAUUCCUGGAGAGUUCAGCAGGUGUGGCUAAAUAUGGUUCGGAGGCACUCCUUGUUAACUUCACUGCCAUUGUCACAAUCUUGUUUGGUACCUUUGUUGUCUUGUCUUCUAUUUCUUCUGCUCCCGGUGAAGAUGACUAUUCACCCAUAUAAUAUGGGACAUCUCAUAUAAUCAGAUUUCUGGAGAGAUUCCCUAUAAUAUUGGAUUUCUUCAAGUGGCUACAUUGUCACUUCAAGGAAAUAGACUUUUUGAAUGCAUAAGGAGCAUACAAAGAAAGAAAAUCUCAAGGAAUCAAGCUACAAGAGGAGAAGACAAAGCGCUAGUAUCUUAUGAUGGCUGUUGGGAUAUUAAUAGACUUUGAAAGUUGUAUUUUUCUUUUGUGAUAUUUGGCUUUGUAUUUUUACAAUGGAUCAUGACAAACAAUAGCAUAAGAGUAAUUUGUGUUUAGCUUUAGCAAAUAUACGAUUGCUGGGUCCUUCUUUUGUAAUGAAAUUAUAUGAAUUGAAAAUUCAAUGAAAAGUUGUUUCUUUGAUGUUUA
Arachis stenosperma is the source of this 1177-nucleotide messenger RNA. RefSeq names its product transmembrane ascorbate ferrireductase 1-like. Lineage: Eukaryota; Viridiplantae; Streptophyta; Magnoliopsida; Fabales; Fabaceae. Bases 102 to 791 code for a protein of 229 amino acids. Gene Ontology annotation, molecular function: oxidoreductase activity. The record is from RefSeq and is a predicted model, not a curated record. The transcript is spliced from 6 exons.